AUGACCGAAUCCAGUGUACAGAACCACGAUCGUCCCAUGGGUCAAGAGAUCGGGCUCGCAUCAAGACCAGCCUCAACUUUUGAUCAUGAAGGGGGUUCAGCCUCAUCCCAAGUAGGGCUUCAGCCGGUUGACGGAGGCAGAGACGCGUGGAUGGUUCUGAUGGCUGGCUUCAUCUUUGAGGCGUUGUUCUGGGGAUUCCCCAUGGCCUUUGGUGUCUUCCAGAACUACUACUCCCACCUCCCCGAGUUCGAGUCCGAUAGCGCAAAGAUACCUCUCGUCGGAACAUUAGCUCAAGGGCUGUACUAUCUCGGGGCUCCCUUUUCCGCGCUGUUGACCAAACGAUUUCCCAAAUACCAGAAACACCAGAUCUGGCUGGGAUGGCCUUUGUGUAUUGUGGGACUGUUGACAGCGUCGUUUGCCACAACAGUCAAUGGCCUGAUUGCAACUCAGGGAGUAGUCUACGGACUUGGCUUCGUCCUUCUCACUUAUCCGAUCAUAAGCAUGCUCAACGAGUGGUGGGUCGCGCGGAAGGGGAUGGCAUUUGGCUUGAUAUCAGCGUCGUCCGGUGCUACUGGUGCCGUCUUGCCAUUCGCCAUGGAAGCCAUGUUGGCAAAGUAUGGGCAUCAGACCACCCUGCGCGCUAGUGCUGUGGCGAUGAUCGUCUUGACGGCACCCCUGCUCCCGUUGUUCAAGGCGCGCCUACCAGCUUCCGAGCACGUCGCACUUGGGAGGACCGACUGGACAUUUCUCAGACAUCCACUCUUCUGGGUAUUCGGUAUGUCCAUCAUAAUACAGGGGAUGGGCUUCUUCUUCCCCGGUGUGUUUCUCCCGUCCUAUGCAUCCGCGGUCGAUAUCUCUUCCACCAAUGGUGCAUUGCUAUUGGCCUUGAUGUCAAUCGCACAAGUCCUCGGGCAAUUUGCUUUUGGGUAUCUAUCCGACAAGAAUAUCCCUGUAAGCGUCCUAAGCGUCGCAUGUUGCAUUGCUGCUGCGGCCGCUUCGUCAGCUCUCUGGGGUCUGGGCAAGUCCAUGCCAUUGCUUUCUACCUUUGCUAUCAUUUACGGCUUCUUCGGCUUCGGUUUUGGAACACUACGAGUGGCGAUGGGUCGUACUGUGAGCCGCGAUCCGUCGGCGGUCUUUGCCACUUAUGCGAUUUUUGUGUUUCUGCAAGGUGUGGGCAACAUUCUAGUAGGGCCCAUCAGUGCUGCCUUGAUCUCGGGUCCUUCUAGGCCAGAGAUGUACGGCGUUGGAAGAUAUAGUGCGAUCAUUAUCUUGACAGCAGUAUCGUCGGCACUAGCUGCGCUCGUUAUCAUGAUUUGCCAGAGCUACCGGGGAUUAAGAAAACUCUAG
This is a messenger RNA of Thyridium curvatum, 1347 nucleotides long. RefSeq lists its product as uncharacterized. Gene Ontology annotation, molecular function: transmembrane transporter activity. The record is from RefSeq and is a predicted model, not a curated record. NCBI's taxonomy places the organism in Eukaryota, Fungi, Ascomycota, Sordariomycetes, Thyridiales, Thyridiaceae. Gene Ontology annotation, biological process: transmembrane transport. The transcript is spliced from 2 exons. The coding region runs from base 1 to 1347 and encodes 448 amino acids. Gene Ontology annotation, cellular component: fungal-type vacuole membrane.